Paramecium sonneborni is the source of this 422-nucleotide messenger RNA. Lineage: Eukaryota; Ciliophora; Oligohymenophorea; Peniculida; Parameciidae. The record is from the annotation of a GenBank genome assembly.
AUUUGAUUUUUAUGUCGAAUAAUACUGCUAUUACACUGAAUUAAAGAAUCAACUAAAUGAAAAAUUUAAGAAAGCUAACUUAUGAUGGAAUAAAACCUAUAAUGUCUUAAUUCCAUGAUAAUUCAAGAGAGAUUUAUAGACCUCACUAAAGGAAACAUGAAUUCGAUUUUUUACAGAAAUAUGAAAAACCAGGUAAAGACAUAAUAUUAUUUUGUUUAGUUAAUUUUUAAUUUAGAUAAGAUAGAAGGAGUUCUAUUCGAACUUCUGUACAUCAGUCAAAUUUAAAUUUUAGACUAUAACCUCGAACAAGUAGUAUUAAAUUACCUAGUUUUCAUAAUAGAAAAAAUGUGAGUAAAUCAAUCCAUGAGAUCUUUUCAACUAAUGAUCCAUCUGUGAAUUAAAGCGCAUUUAGAAUUCAUUGA